Chaetomium globosum CBS 148.51 is the source of this 618-nucleotide messenger RNA. RefSeq lists its product as uncharacterized. The transcript has 6 exons. Bases 1 to 618 code for a protein of 205 amino acids. Gene Ontology annotation, molecular function: GTP binding; GTPase activity. Gene Ontology annotation, biological process: regulation of vacuole fusion, non-autophagic. Gene Ontology annotation, cellular component: vacuole; phagocytic vesicle; late endosome. The record is from RefSeq and is a predicted model, not a curated record. NCBI's taxonomy places the organism in Eukaryota, Fungi, Ascomycota, Sordariomycetes, Sordariales, Chaetomiaceae.
AUGUCUAGCAAAAAGAAGGUCCUUUUGAAGGUCAUCAUCUUGGGUGACAGCGGUGUCGGCAAGACGAGUCUGAUGAACCAAUAUGUCAACAAGAAGUUCAGCGCUAGCUACAAGGCCACAAUCGGGGCUGAUUUCCUGACGCGGGAAGUGAUGGUGGAUGACCGUCGGGUUACGAUGCAGCUCUGGGAUACGGCAGGCCAAGAACGGUUCCAGUCGCUCGGCGUGGCCUUCUACCGUGGAGCCGAUUGCUGCGUGUUGGUGUACGACGUCAACAACUCCAAAAGCUUCGACGCUCUCGACAGCUGGCGGGACGAGUUCUUGAUUCAAGCAUCCCCACGAGACCCGGAUAACUUCCCGUUCGUGGUGCUUGGAAACAAGAUCGAUGUGGAGGAGAGCAAAAGAGUGAUCUCAACUAAGAGGGCUAUGACCUUCUGCCAGUCCAAAGGAGGCAUCCCCUACUUUGAGACCAGCGCAAAGGAGGCGAUCAACGUAGAGCAGGCGUUCGAAGUUAUCGCAAGGAAUGCGCUGCUUCAAGAAGAGUCGGAGGAAUUCAGCGGGGACUUCCAGGACCCUAUCAACAUCCACAUCGAGAACGACCGGGACGGUUGCGCGUGCUGA